Molecule: messenger RNA, 573 nt
Organism: Pyrenophora tritici-repentis Pt-1C-BFP
Lineage: Eukaryota; Fungi; Ascomycota; Dothideomycetes; Pleosporales; Pleosporaceae
Source: RefSeq, a predicted model, not a curated record
GUGAACUUGCGAUUGCGACGCUAGACCGAGGCAUUGAGCCCCAACAACACCGUACCCAGUAUCCCGCCGAAGAGGAUAACAAACGUACGCGCAAAUUCGACACCGCUACUGACACCCACCCGCUCACAAACUCGCAGCAACACCGCCAUCAUGUCUGUUCCUCCCUCCCCGCUCUUCUUCAAACAGCCAGUACGCUACCUCAAAUGGGCCUCUAUCCACAAGCCGGCAUACUUCUACUCCAUCAUCAUCGGCUGUGCGGGUCCGGUCAUGAUGGUUACGGUUCCGCCGAUUCGGAGAUAUAUGGGCGAGGAGCAGAUUGCCAAGAUUCCUAUGACAUACCCAGUACCCAAGGGACCAAGGCCGAGACCAACAGGAUUUGACGACGAGUAGGGGAAGCUGGAGGCGGAUUCAGGAGAACAGAUGAUACUUUUACGAUACAAGGAGAAGCGGAGUAAAGGUAGCAAUAGGUGCCAAGUCAAAGCAUCAUGUAUAGAGCACAUUUUCUUUCUGUCAAUACACCACACAUCAUCGUAUCCGUCAGACUAUAUCGAAGAGAUGGAAUUUUAUCUACCA